ACCACAAAGUUCGCGUUGCGCCGCGCCUCGCCCCCCGCCGCGCCGCGCGGCUCGUCCCGUCCCGUCCCGUCCCUCUUGGAAAUCCUCCCACGCAAUCAACCAAUCGCCUCCCCGCACCCGCGUGUGCGUGCGUGCGUGCGUGACGCCGCCUCGCACUGCCACCGCCCUCCCCACCAGCCACCACCCCGGUGCCCCCCGGGGCGCCGAUCUCGCGUCGCGUCGCCCGGGGCGAGGAGGAGGUGGGUGGGAGUGGGAGGGAUGGGGGCGUGCGUGUCGCGGCCCAGCGCGUGCGUGGGCAAGCCCCACACGCCGCGGUCCGGCGACGCCAGCGGCCGCUCGGGCGGCGCCGGCGGGGCGCGGCGGAGGCGCAGCCGCCGCGUAGGGAAGGGUCGGAGGACGGCGCCAUCGCGCGCCGCGUCCAUGGAGACAAUCCAGGAGGCCGACGUGCCCGGCUCGCCGUCCGCCGCCGAUCACCGGACGUACAGCAACCCCGCGUUCCAAGUGUCCGGGAGCAUUGAGGAGGCAUGGUACGAUUCCUUGGCGAUGAGCGAGUCGGAUGCCGAAGACGAUUUCCACAGCGUGCAAGACGAUGCUUUUUCAUUGAAUGGCUUCGAGAACGAAGCUGCAUUGAGCAUGAGAGACGGCAACGGUGGGAGCUUCAAUGGAGCUGCCCAAUCAGGCGAGCAGCACCAUAAGAAGCCAAAGUCCAGCGAACUGUCAAAGGGGAGCUUGGAGAAUGGUGUGAGGACGUCUAUGAGCCAUGAUGAUGUGGUGGGUGUUUCUGGUGCGGAUAGCACCCACGGUGGAGGUAGGAUACUGGACGACUGCGGGCUUCUGCCAAAUAAUUGUCUGCCCUGCAUUGCCUCUGCUGUUGGGGUAAAUGAGAAGAAGAGAACUCUUUCCUCGAGCCCUACCCAUUCAAUGAAGAUGCCUUCUUUGAAGCUUUCUUUCAAGAAGAAGUCAGGGGAAGCUCAUCCAUCUUCCACGCUAAUAUCUGCGAAGGAUUUCCUGGAAAGGCCUCUAGCAGGUUCUCAAGUACAGUUAUGCUUGCUGGAAACAAAUACACUUAACAGUUGGUCUCAUAUCGAUCCUGGUACAUUCCGAGUCCGUGGAGCAAACUACUUUAGGGAUAAGAAGAAAGAGCUUGCGCCAAAUUAUGCUGCAUAUUAUCCAUUUGGAGUUGAUGUGUACUUAUCACCACAAAAACUCAAUCAUAUAUCUCGAUUUGUCCAACUUCCUGAUGUUCAACUCUCCAGCAAGCUCCCACCUCUUUUGGUCGUCAAUGUACAGGUCCCAUUAUACCCAGCUUCAUUAUUUCAGAAUGAAACUGACGGGGAAGGGAUGAGCUUUGUUUUGUACUUUAGGCUUUCUGAUGGUUACUCAAAAGAGCUUCCACCUUCAUUUAUUGAAAGUAUUAGAAGGUUGGUUGAUGAUCAUGUAGAGAAGAUAAAAUCAUUUCCAAUGGAAACCACUAUACCAUUCCGAGAGCGGCUGAAGAUACUUGGCCGGGUGGCUAAUCUGGAGGAUCUUCCUUUGAGUGCAGCAGAGAGGAAGCUAAUGCAUGCGUAUAAUGAGAAGCCUGUCCUUUCAAGGCCACAACAUGAGUUUUACCUGGGUGAUAACUACUUUGAGAUCGACAUUGACAUGCACAGAUUUAGCUACAUCUCAAGGAAAGGUUUUGAAACAUUUUUGGACAGGCUAAAAGCAUGCGUUCUAGAUGUUGGGCUAACUAUUCAGGGAAAUAAAGCUGAAGAGCUGCCGGAACAGAUCUUAUGUUGUGUUAGGUUGAAUGGGAUAGAUUACAACAAAUAUCAGCCUCUUUUGACUCACGGUGCCUGAAAUCGAUGCUUACAAGAACCAGCUAACCGUCAUUUGGAUGCUGAGAGGUAACCAUACCAGGACCAGACUCCUGGAGAUUUCAGACCAGAGCAGCUGUCAAUUAUCACAGCUUCUGCCAAAAGCCCGAAACUCCAUUGUCCGAGCUUAGUUCAUACAAGUAACAUUAACAGAGGGGCAAGUGACUCAGUGACCACUGGCUGGUCCAGUUCGAUCCAUGGUGCUAAUAUAGGCGAUUCUUUCUGAAAAUGUGGGAAAAAAAAGGCCGAGACUGCAGUCCAUGUAAAUCUGUAAAUCAUUGCUGGAUAGCUCCGGUUGCCUCCCUUGUUGCUACCCAACAUUCUAGAUUUAGUAAAUAUCACUAAUUUUGCCUAUGAUCGAGUAGGUUUAGGCGCACUGAAACUUGUAGAGGUUCCAUUUUAGUUCGUGAAUACAAGCUGUUUGAUUUAUAGAGCAGUGUUGUAGAAUAUGAACUUCAUAGGAUUGUGGCACCUCUAGCCCGUAACCCUGACAGCCAGCCGGCUUGCAUUAAAGAUCCCUUCGGAAUGCUGGAAUUUUACAAGAUUCCACAAGAUGACAGGAACAUGAUGUGGUCUCGGCCCAAAA
Messenger RNA from Sorghum bicolor (sorghum), 2442 nucleotides. RefSeq lists its product as uncharacterized. The transcript has 9 exons. Lineage: Eukaryota; Viridiplantae; Streptophyta; Magnoliopsida; Poales; Poaceae. The record is from RefSeq and is a predicted model, not a curated record. Bases 259 to 1839 code for a protein of 526 amino acids.